GCGUCACACUCAGAUGUCUCUGUAACCUGAAAACACAAGUCGGUCGGGGUAUGACAAUUUUUUUGUUGCUUUAAUGACUCAACCGCAUUUCAGUAUCCAGUGAAACGCCCUUGUCGAUCACUGACUCUUCUUUUGUGUGCAUUAAUCCAAAAUUGAGGCAAAGCACGAAAGAGGAAAAGUAGAAAAACUGGAUGAAAGUGACUAAACUUCCCUGUAAUGAAAAUAACGUGGUAAUUAUAAGUGUGAUUAUACACUUUCCAUUUCAGCCGAGCAGGAACAUUGAUUUCUCUUUGAGUGGGUCCAUUAGCUGUGUACACAUCGUGUGGCCCCGGCUGAGCAAACUGGCGCAUAGCCAGCCACAGGUGUGCAAACAGUGGAAUCUCCAGUGCGUCCUGUCCCUGGCUAGGGGUGCACACGGUGACCCCAACAACCCCAUUACACUACCUGUCAAGGCAGGUUAAGAAGCAAUAAUUGGCAGCAUUAUGGAGUUUAGCCCGUGGACAUGACACGCCUUCAGCUCUGUGGCCCUAAACACACCAAAGCGCAGUUUCCGCCUGCGUUCCGCUCUCGCUGUGUUUCGGCAGCAGACCAAUUGUUGUCUGUUGAGGGGCGCGGUCUCGUGCAGGGGCAGGGCAGGCUAAGGUAGGGCAGGCCGAUGGGCAGGGCAGGGUCUGCUUCACUAUCACCAGAGAACACAUCACCUGCACCCGCGGACGCACGACUGCGUCAGAUGUUCCACAACACACUCAAACACACGGAGCUACAAUGAUGUCGCUUGACCCACUGCGAUCGGCUAUUUCCAGCGGAGCGGGGGCCAAUACGUCGCUGGCCGUCCCGUACGUCAACCAGUAUCGAUCGGGCCAGCAGCGGGUCCUGGAGCAAGUGCAGACCAUCAAGAGGACCAAGUCCAAGCAGUCGACUAGUCGGAAUGGGACAGCGACUUUAUCCCCUACUAGUCCCACCUAUGACAGCGUGUUUACAUAUUCUCAUAAGUCCCUUCCCAUCAACGUCAAUGGAAGUUCCACCGUUGGAAACGGCUUUUCCAAAAAGACGGUCGGCUCUGAGAAGAACGCCAACCGUCAGACCGUGCGGACGGCAAAGGGCUCGGUCGGCCAGUGGGCCGCCGUCCAGUCCAGCCACACCAUCAGCCGGGGCUCACACGCCAACGGCGGCGCCACCGUCUCCAUGGGAACGCUGGGCGGCGGCACCAUUGGCCGGAGCAACACCAGCCGCAGCGAGCCCGACCUUGGCCGCCGCUUCACCCGGCCCCGGCAGGCCGCGCCCCCGGGGCCCCAGCGCCUGCUGUCGAACCGCUCCAGCGUCUUCCUGUCGGAGCGCACCGUGACCUCGGGAGGGCAGCACGUCGCCAACUGCUUCCCGCCACCGCAGCCCAAAGCCCAGUACCAGGUCCUGUCCCAGUCCCAGUCCCAGUACCAGCCACUGCCCCAACGCCAGUACCAGUCACUGCCCCAGUCCCAGUACCAGUCCCAUGGCCAGUCCCAGUACCAGAGCAAAAGCCUGCCUUUCCACCAGGGGAUAGGCCUGACCCAGUACCAGACCCUCGGCCAGUCCCAGUACCAGGGCCAGAGCCAGAGCCAAGGCCAGUCCCAGUCCCAGUACCAGGCCAAUGGCCAGUCCCAGUACCAAGCCCCGGCCUUGCCCCAAAACCAGAGCUUCAUAAACGGCACCAGUAAGGGGAAACAGAGCAGCCAGUAUGUGGUGACCAACACCAGCCAGACCCAGCGCGGACCCUACCAGCCCGGACUGACCCAGUUUGAACAGUCGGUGGUGGACUCCGGCGUCAAGACCAAGGCGGUCUCUGGGUUCAAGGGGUUCGUUGAUCCUGGGGACCUGACCAUGAUUGAGGCUGUGGCCUGGCUCUCCAGCCCCGACCAGCAGCAGCAGCACUGUGGAGCCUCCUUCAUCCAGCACAACACCUUCCUGGAGGACAAGGCCAAGCAAGAGGUGUACCAGCUGGGCGGGAUUCCUCCGCUGGUGGCCCUCCUGCGCAGCCCCAACCCCCCAGUCGCCCAGACGGCGUCGGCGGCCCUCAGGAACCUGUCCUUCAAGGACACGGCCAACAAGGAGGAGCUGUUCCGCUGUGGGGGGGUGGAGGAGGUGGUGGCCCUGCUCCGGGAGUCCGACUCGGCGGACACGCACAAGCAGCUCACAGGCCUGCUGUGGAACAUGUCGUCCGUGGAGAACCUGCGACCGGACCUGCUGAAGUCCGCCCUGCCGGCUCUGAUGGAGAAGGUCAUUCUUCCGUACACGACCGGACCCAACCGGUCCAGCAACACGGACCCGGAGGUCUUCUACCACGCCACGGGCUGUCUGAGGAACUUCAGCAGUGGUAAGGUGAGCAUCAGGCAGAGCAUGAGGAAGUGCCGUGGGUUGGUGGACUCCCUGGUCAGCUACGUGGAGGAAUGCGUGGAGGCCCAGAGACCCGACGACAAGUCGGUGGAGAACUGUGCCUGCGUGCUCCACAACCUGACCUUCCAGCUGGAGGCGGAGGCGCCCGCCCUCUUCAGCCGCAUCUCCGCCCUGGGCCGGGCCAACAUCACCCCCGAGGGGGACACCGGCCCCAUCGGCUGCUUCAGCCCACAGAGCAGACAGGUCCUGGAAGCUGAGCGGCACUUCGACUACCCGACGGUGGAGGAGCAGAACCCCACGGGGGCGGGCUGGCUGAUCCACUCCCGGACCCUGCAGAGCUACCUGGACCUGCUGAGCUCCAGCCAGAAGGACGACACCCUGGAGGCCUGCUGCGGGGCCCUGCAGAACCUCACCGCCCACCCCGGCACCGUUUCCAACGUCAUCAGCCAGACGGUGGUGAAGAAGCUGAACGGUCUGGCUGUCAUCGCGCCACUGCUGAGGUCUCCCAAGAUCAACCUGCAGAGGAACACCGUGGCACUGGUGGCCAACCUGGCCAAGAACCCCAGCCUGGCCAACCCCAUCGCCCGUAAAACCCUGCCCGAGUUCUACGCCAUCCUGGAGGAGGGCACCGAGGGCACCGAGUCGGACGACACGCUGUCCAUGGCGUGCCAGACGGCCCACCUCCUCACCCUGAAGGAGCAGGAUAGUGGUCGGCCCCUGCUGAAGAACAACCUGAUCCACGCCCUGAACCACCUCAGCAAAGACAGUCAUUUCCCCAAGUCCAGCAAAGCGGCCUCCAUAAUGCUCUACAGCCUGUGGUCGGACAAAGACCUGCAGAGCUUCCUGAGGAAGAAAGGCAUGAGCAAGGGGUCCUUCGUGACCAAGGACACCAUCGCGGCCCACAGGUCCAUUCAGGUGGUGGACUAGACCAGGGGUGGACCAGACCCUAGACCCGCUCCUCCCAGCCUUGUGACCCCGUCACCCGGCUCCUCCAGCUACUCCACGCCUCAACGCUCACUCCUGUAUCGUCCAACUAACCCGAAACACUCCACGGCGUCCGCGUUGCACUUGUACAGAGAUGGUCGCUAUGAUACGCUCGCAUAAUCGAAUCAAUAACAAACACAAAUUGCAGGCUUAUUUACAUUCUGUUCAGUGUCGCUCAUGGCAGGUCAAGACAGAGGAAGCGCGUGUGUUUUUCUCACUGUCGCUUGCUUUGCAGUGACUCUCUCGGAGUACAGCUCGCUGCUGACUACGUCGGGAGUACGUAUUAAGUCCCACUAAAUCACCCGGCCAGACUGGAUGUGAGCCACUGCACUAACUGGCACGUUUAAAUCAUAUUCUUCUCUUGUGUAAAUAUGUUCGCCCGCCGUAUUUGUGUCACUGGAGUCUACUCCAAAGGGGAAGCAUAAGAUGACAAGUAUUGUUUCGUGCUUUUGUUUUUAACAAACUACGUACAGUUUUAGCUAUGGUUUUAGACGUCGUAAAUGUUGUUCUAAGCUUUGACCCUAUGAUAUCUUGUGACCGAAUUGUCUGUGUACAGCUAGCCUGUUCCGUCGGUUGUUAUGUUUAGAGAAUGGUCGGAUUAGUUUAGAGAGAUUUAGCAAUACUUGCACUGAAUAUGCAGUUUUUGUGAUGAAAUGUCUGUCUUUAAUUACUGCUGUUAACGCUGCAACCUUGUCAAAACUGGUUAUACUAAUAAAGAAUGUACUGCUAAAAAUAUA
Molecule: messenger RNA, 4091 nt
Organism: Gadus morhua (Atlantic cod)
Lineage: Eukaryota; Metazoa; Chordata; Actinopteri; Gadiformes; Gadidae
Product: plakophilin-1
Exons: 13
Coding region: 766-3297 (843 amino acids)
Biological process (GO): cell-cell adhesion
Cellular component (GO): nucleus; adherens junction; plasma membrane
Molecular function (GO): protein binding
Source: RefSeq, a predicted model, not a curated record